GGGAUGUGGCGCGCAGUAGCGUUUAAGCAUAAAUUUCGGAAUGCAUCCACAGCUCUUUCAAUUGAGCACUCUGACUAUACUGUUCAGUCUACUGACGGCGCUGAGUGUUGUAUAUCCUGUAUAUUUGCUUUCCAGACGUUAUGUAUGGGUUGAGCUGACGUUUACUCGUCUUGACAACAAUACGGAAGUCAAAGAUUAGAACUGCAUGAUGACUUUUACCUAGGGGUGGGAUAUAAUCGAGGUUUGUUGCGUCACCCUCACAGUGGGUUAAUAUAAGAUCUUGUAAAGAUCGUUCAGAGUUCGGGUCCUACCUAUUCGUUUUUUUCACACGUAUUAGGGCGCAUGGGAUAACUACAUCAACUAGUUCCUGCUUGGAGGGAUUUUCUGAAAAUUCAGUUCUCAGAUUUUUCCGGUCUAUCAUAUGUGCAUUAAAGUCUCCUAAGAUCAGACAUCGACCACUCUGUGACUAAAUAUUGAGACUGGUUAGCAAGACCUCAUUUACCUCAUAGCUUGGACUACCCUAGAACAGACCAACCAUUGGAUCUUAUCCCUUGAAUUUCAAGCGGCAACUAAUUCUCACGUCUCCAUAUGAACUCUUCAACUACUAAGAAUCUUAACUGAUUCAAACAAGAGUGAAACUUAUCAAUACAAAUACUGAAACCGAUAUGAUUAAUACUGAUUAUUUGAUGUUUCGUAUUUUGCGCUGAAUUUUGACUCAAUGUUGGUUUCAUGGUUGUAAAUUUGGUCAUUAAUACACGUUAUUACUUCUCAUAAUGUCCGCAAAAUCAUCUGAUAACAAAUUCUCGUCUGUUAUUCAAAUAAAUACGAUAGAUGAUUACAUCGCUCCCACACAGGUGUGUAUUAAACCGGUAAAGAUCGAUAAAUCUGUUGGAAAGACCAGAUCUGUUAAAGUUGAAGAAGAUGGUUCUUACACGGCUAUAACUGAGGAUGGGAGUAAAUAUUCCUUACAAAAAGCAUCCAUCAGUCUUAAUGACUGUUUGGCUUGUAGUGGCUGUAUAACUUCUGCAGAGACCAUUCUUAUAUCCGAACACAGCUCUACCGUAUUUUCUGAUAUUUUAUUGCAAAAUAGGUCUAAAAAGAUAAACGAUCGGAGCAUAAUCGUUGUCUCGUUGUCCCCACAAACCAUUGCCAAUUUACUGAGCCAUGUAACAGCCCUUCCUGAAAGUAAAUUGGCUAGAGCAUUCCACUGUUUUCAAGUCAGUAAUUCCCUAUCGAAGUCGGAUAUGAAUACUUUCAGGACUUUUAUUGCCUCGUGUCUCAUUUCUAUCGGGAUUCAUUUGGUUACCGAUGUUACUUGGGCUCGUGACAUAUGUCUCUAUGAAGCGGGAUCAGAAUUCAUAGAGCACUUCACAAAACGCGGUGAUAAAUGCGCAGAUCAUUUACCUUUGUUCUCCAGUAUUUGCCCAGGUUGGAUAUGUUAUGCUGAAAAGAGUCCCCUUACUUCAUCCAACCCUUCAAGCUCUGAGCACAGUGAAUUCUCAAUUAUCUCUCAUAUAUCAAAUGUUCGUUCUCCGCAGCAAAUCGCAGGCAGGGUAAUUAAACUUUUAGGUGAAGAAAAAUGCUUUCAUGUCAGUAUUAUGCCUUGUUUUGAUAAGAAGUUAGAAGCAUCUAGAGAGGAGUUUUCGGUACCUUCAAAAAGUAUUUCUGACUUUUAUGUCCCAGAUGUUGAUUUGGUCUUGGCUACCAAUGAACUGCUUUGCUUCCUUGAAUCACUAAUUGACGAAUCCAGUGGUAUCGUCUCGUUUUCUUUUCCUGAACACACAUCUGAGGUGGGAGAAAGUCAGCAGUUAAUAUUAGAGAGAUUAUAUGAAAUAUUCUGCGUAAAAAUAUUGCGCGGAAAAACAGGUGUUGGAUCCGAUCAUUUUCCUUUGCUAGUCAACGAAAUGCUUCCGAUGUAUAGACACAAUGGGAGUGGUUCAGGGGGAUACGCAGCAUGUAUUCUUAAGAUGGCAGCAGAAGAACUAUUCUCGGUAAAAUUAAAGUCUGAUAUAUUAGAGGAUGAACGUAUCUUAAUUCGCCAUUUACAAAAUCGAGAUAUUCAGGAGUUAAUCUUGUUUAAUUCAAAAGAAGAUCGUAGUCUGGCGGAGUCUCUGCUAUCAUCUCUUUCAAAUCGAACACCUUACCGUCACUUGGAAAUUCAACCAAAAGCACUGUUAGUAUUUGGGAUAGCUAAUGGGUUUCGCAAUAUCCAAACUAUUGUUCAAUAUCUGCGAAAAACUUAUCAAUUUAGAAAAUGCGAUAACCCAGAUCAAAUAAAGUCUAAACAGAUAAAAGCCCAUUAUCCGUUUGAUUAUGUAGAAGUGAUGGCAUGUCCAAGUGUGUUUAAAGGAGACUGUCCGAUCAUAUAUGAAUUGCCGAAAUAUAUGUACGCCCUUAAGUUGUCUGUUAAAGCCGGUACGACUGGAUACAAGAUCAUCUGUUAACUGUUGGGUAUUUGGUAAUAUAUUUUUCUGAGAUUAACAAAUGAACCAGUCCUAGCUAAGUUUUAGCGCAGUUCACGUUGAAAUGAACGGGCACUGUAGUAGCUCUUCUUACAUAUAUACACUAUGUAUCCCACUCUAUGAAACAGGAAGCUUGUUCAUGUAAAUCCAACGCAUCUUAAGUACUGUAUAACUGGAUAUUGAAAAUUCCUUAUUAGUCAUUUGAUAGUCAGCAGCAACUACAAAAGCCUAGAAGUGGCUGUUCAGAACCUAACUGGCUAGUAGAAAGAUGGCACCAUGUAACUACAUAAGGAAGGGAUUUUGAACUGCCAAGUUGUGCUAUUUCACCUCCAAUCAAGGGGAGUGUAGACCAAACUUCAUGAUGUAUACUGUGUCGUAUAUCACAAAACGCGAUGUUGGUUGGAGUAUGACGGCAUGUCACACGCCAUAUGGCACGAGUCCGUGAAGUAGUUGACUGCUGGAGGUGAGGCGUGUUGCUGGUGCAAAUUAUGUUUUGGAUCCGCGUGACCAGUGGUUGAAAACGUUAGGCAAAAUAAGCUAGUGGAUUCACUCUUCUUCCCUCAGUAAGCGUUCCUCGAAUUCAUUCUUUUUAGACAGUAUUUUCCACUGUUUAAUCUUCACCAAUUUUUCUUCUCUGAUAAUCUCGUUAAUUUCAGCUCAUCGUGCUCUUGUGAAAGGUUAAUUGCACUUGAAUGAUAUUGUUUCUAUUUACUCCAAAAUUUACUCAACCCAGUUGUUGUGUUAUAAACUUUAACUAAUAGUAUUUAGUCACCGUGAUCGUGUGAUGUUACUGGGGCUUGAUAUGGUUUUUUUGACUAAGUGUAAUUUACAAGAAAGUAACUUGGUAUUCUCAUAGGACUAAGUAACUGUAGCCUAAUGACCGCGUGAUCUCAGUAUUGAAACUUAAUUUUUGUGUGAGAGCCAGUAAUACUAACGAGUUGAACAAACCGAAAUAGCUUGGACAAAAUUCAAGCCGGUAACCUGACACUGCCAUAUUUUAUGAUUAAUUCUAGUUAUUUGUUGAUUGUAUCUGUUAUUGAUCGUUUGUACUUUUUUACAGGUUGUCUUAAUGGUGGUGGACAAGUAAAAGAAAUUAUAACACAAACAAGCGAACUGUACGCAAGUCUCCCAGUUUCUAAACCAAUGUCCAACGCUUUGGUGAAGAAUUUGUAUGAAUAUAUCAAAUUCAAAGACCCUAACCUUAAAUACCUAUACACUACAUACAAAACUGUUCCUAAGAUUGAAAUAAUCAACCCAAGUGCAUUAAAAUGGUGAAUCAUAGGUUAACUCAAAUGAAAUAAAUUAUUUUUUGC
Schistosoma mattheei is the source of this 3775-nucleotide messenger RNA. The record is from the annotation of a GenBank genome assembly. NCBI's taxonomy places the organism in Eukaryota, Metazoa, Platyhelminthes, Trematoda, Strigeidida, Schistosomatidae.